AUGAAAAGGAGUAUUAAGUAAUAACAUCAGUUGUAAUUAAAAUAACUGUAUUGUAAAUAGAAACUAAAUAUCUAAACGGAAGUUGAUGAUACUCGAAACUCAAAGCCAGUAAGUAAAUUGUGUUAUGUAUAGAUAUCUUUAAAUUAUUCACCAUUAAAUAAGGUGGAACAUAGUGUAUUCUCAAACAGAUGGAAAAUGAAUAAAGGGUUAUUGAAUAACAAAACAAAUAGAUUGAUGACUCAACAAUAAUCUGAUUCAGAAACAGAAUUCUCAAAUCAACCAAAAAUAAUUUAACUAUCAUAAAGAAGCUAAAUUUAAACAAAAAGAUCGAUAUCAAAUAAAAGAAAUAAUAGCAUUGGAGAUUACAAUUAAUCUCCUAAUAAUUAAAAUAGAACAUCUUUAUAUACAAGUCAAAAAUAAAGAUCGUAUUCUAUUCAACAAUAAUAAUAAUAAUAAUAAUAAUAAUAAUAACAAUAACAAAGAUAAUAAUAAUAAUCUCUUUUUUAGUCUGUUGGUAUUAAAUAAAAUUAAGUAAAUGAUGCUAAAUCAUUUAUUUAGUAAUUUGAAAUUACUAUAGAGGAAUGGGAUAAAUUUGGAAAUAGAUUUCCUUUUGGAUUUUAAAGAGAGAAACUAUUGGGAAGAGGGGGUUUUUCAUUGAUUUGGUUAGCUAAAGAAUAGAAAGGAGGUGCAUUAUGUGCUGUAAAAUAGAUUCCAAGAAAAUCUAAACAUGAAACUCAUUUUAAAGAAUUAGCAUUUUGCACUUAAUUUUUUAAUAAAGGAGGUUAAAUAAAGAGUUAAUAUUAGUAAAAUGAAGGAAUUAAAAAUCUAUGCAAAAUGUUAGAUUAUGUCAUUGAUCCGCAUGAUGUAUUCAUAAUAUAUGAAGUUUGUGGAUAUUCAUUGGGUACUUAAUUGUAUGACUUUGAAUCCCUCAAUAAUAGUUAUAAGGUAUAAUAAGAAUACAUGGUAGUUAAUUCCAUAGAAAUUAAGUUUGCUCUUUAAGUAGUUUCCUGUCUUUUUAUUUAAAUUUAUAAAAAGAAUCACAUAAACUAUAGAAUUACUAGUAAAGACAGGUUGGGUCCAUAGUGAUAUUAAAAGUGAAAACAUUCUUAUCUCUUAUGGAUAACAAGAUGUUGAAUUUAAAAUUAUAGAUUAUGGUUCAUCUUUUAAAUUUGUAGAAGUAUUUGAAAAAUUCUCAAUGGCAACACCUGAAUAUAUGUCUCCAGAAAUGUUAACAUUUAUACUAAGAGAAAAUUAAAUGUCUUAUGAUAAUCAAUUAAUUGAAUCACUUGUAAAUUAUGAUAAAUCUUGGGUUAUAGAUAUUUGGGGAUUAGGAUGUGUUAUCUUAGAAAUUAUUUCAGGAUUACCAUUAUGGAUGAGUUAUGACACAUAAGUAAUUAAUUAUAAAGGUCAGAAAGUCAUGGCUUAAGGUUUAUUUGCUGUUACAGGUAGAAGUUUUAGUAAAAUUGUUGAAAAAUAAAUUAAAAUACUUACUAAUCUAGAAUUUGUAUUGAGAGAAUAAAAUUAUUCUGGUAUUUAAGUUACACCUUUAUUAACUUAAUUAUUAAAAGGAAUGUUAGCCAUUAAUCCAAAAUAAAGAUAUUCACCUUAAUAAAUAUUGAAUUUACUUUAAGAUAUUUGA
Molecule: messenger RNA, 1639 nt
Organism: Paramecium primaurelia
Lineage: Eukaryota; Ciliophora; Oligohymenophorea; Peniculida; Parameciidae
Source: the annotation of a GenBank genome assembly